CACGGAGAGCUCGAGUCGAGUAGAGGUAGUUCAGGUCAGCUGGUCGGAGAUCCAUCGAUCCGUCGAUCCCGGCACCUGUCAAACGCGCAUCACAUCGCAUCGACCGCUUGUUUAUCGACGUCGACACGUCACGCGAUCAGAGAUCGAGACUCCGUUUUACCAACGAAUCGUUUCUUUCGCACGCAACCAAUCGACGUGCCGGUCGAUCAGUGAAAACAAACAAAGUUACCGAUACGAUAUUCGCACGCUGUUGCCUCGUUCCUCGAUAUCAGUGAGAAGAUUUUACGUCGAGUUCUCCGGACUAUGAGACGUUAGGGGAUCAACGUCUCCGAUAGAGUGACUUUGCGAAGAGUACGCGCGCAUCGCAGGUGUUCGAUCGCGGUCCAAGAAUGACAGUAAUAAGGAUGACCUCCCCGGUGACGCCUCCAUCGACCAGUCCAGGUUCGAACGAGGCACAAGCGCCCCAACCUACCUCGAAGCCGGUACAUCGGUUAAGCUUCUCCGUCGCCGCGCUCUUGGCCGAUACCAAGAGGCCGGAUCCCAGACAGGAGACGUCAUCGGUGUCACCAAGGUCGUCGCCGAUCGCAUCCUAUUCGCCCGUCAGGCAAGAACACUCGACGCUUGUUCCAAAUCCGACGAUACAAAGGUACCCGGUAGACUACAGGGCGAGGUACCUCUCCGUCUCUCCCAAUGUUCACGAGCCGAGGCCGAAUCGGUAUUCUGCCUGCGAGUCGUCCAGGAACGCCAUCGACGCACGAAUAUUCACCAGGUUAAACGACGCGGAACUGGACAGGAUAGAGUCGUCCGAUCGACGCUCCGCGUCCAGAACUCUCGACUACGUUGUUCAAACAUCGACGGACUCCGCGUCAACGUCGGACGUGGCGUGUUCCACGUCUCCCAAAACCUCAACGGCCAGUCAACCGGAGUUUGGCUCGCAGUCCCCGAGGAGCAGCUCGCACGGAGCUCGAUCCAGGUGCUCCGAGACCGAGGAUAUCGAGGAAGAAGACGAGAACAGCUUGGUCGACGUUGAAGAGCUCCAACAUCAGCAUCUCGGUAGCAGCCCAACCCCCGUGAGACCGACGCCAGCUUACAUCGGUGGAUUUUCCAGCCUGGGGAGCAUCUCUGGCAUUCCGCCUAGCCUCCAUCCGGCUGUUUGGGGUGGCGGUCAUCAGGGUGCAGCCGCAGCCGCGGCCGCGGCCGCAGCGGCCGCCACCGCCAGCUUCUUCCCCUCGCACUUCUCUCAUCACGCGCCACUAAACGAGAACGGCGAACCGCCCAAGAUCAAGUGCAACCUGAGGAAACACAAGCCGAACCGGAAGCCGAGGACGCCUUUCACCACGCAACAAUUGCUGGCGCUCGAGAAGAAGUUCACAGAAAGGCAAUACCUCAGCGUCGCGGAACGGGCCGAGUUCUCGUCGUCUCUUCAUCUCACGGAAACACAGGUGAAGAUCUGGUUUCAAAACCGCCGAGCAAAAGCGAAGCGCAUGCAGGAAGCCGAGAUUGAGAAAUUGAGGAUGUCAGCGGUCAGGCAACAUCACACGGCGCUGUACGGAUCUCAUCCGGGACUGUUGGCCUCGGCGAGCCUCUACCAAGUCGGAAUGCUAUCUCAUCCCGGCAUAACGCCGCAUCAUUCGAUCUCUCAGCACCCGUCCAGAGAAUGAGACCGACCGAAGGAUACGGAGCUUCGCCGCGAUCGGUAGCGUAUCGAUCUGACCCACCUCCGAAGUUCGAUCGAGCGACUCGGGGACCGUGCCUUCGAGGAUUCGCCGGAUGACCCGAAAUUCGUCGAAGGUAAAUCGAGACUGGCUGACGGAGAAUCGAGUUCGAGCUAAGUAGCUCGGUGAAAAGCCGAAUCGAAACAGAACGCGUUAACGGAAGAUCUGAUCGAAGCUGAAUGCGUUGACAGACUCUAAUUAAAUUAGAUCAAAGCCGAAUGCGUUUACGAAGAGGCGUAUCAACGCGGAAGGCGUCAACGCGAAUUGGACCAAAGCUGAACGCGUUGACAACGAGUCGAAACAAAGAGGAUCGCAUCAACGGAGUAUCCGGACCAAAGAUGAAUCGAGUUGAAACGGAAUUCGUCGAAAUACUCUGCGAGUUUUAACGGAAAUCCGAUCGUCGACGGAGUUCGUCAGAGCUCUGGAAAGUACGUUUUCGAUUCGAUACCUUGAGACUACUCUACCUUGCCGCUUUCCUAAUCGAAGACGAUGAAGUGGUCUUCGGCUCCAUGAAAAGGCAGCGCGUAUCUUGAAUCUGUGCCAAUUUCGGACGCGUGUUUUUGCGUGUCCUGUACAUACAGUGUAAAUAUCGUCGUUCUCGAAUCGAAAUUAAACGUAAUUUUGUAAAUACGAUGUUCGUCGAGCGUAAAAUGGGCGUAGCCUAAGAACUCGCAGGAUCGGUAGACAGAUGCCACCGAGCCUUUUUUCCAAUUUUGUAUAAAUGUACAACCGUCGUCGAGGAAGUAGAAGCGUUUAUUUAAUAAAUCGCAAUAUCGAA
Molecule: messenger RNA, 2493 nt
Organism: Hylaeus volcanicus
Lineage: Eukaryota; Metazoa; Arthropoda; Insecta; Hymenoptera; Colletidae
Gene: Dr
Product: muscle segmentation homeobox
Exons: 3
Coding region: 390-1661 (423 amino acids)
Biological process (GO): embryonic morphogenesis; regulation of transcription by RNA polymerase II
Cellular component (GO): nucleus
Molecular function (GO): DNA-binding transcription factor activity, RNA polymerase II-specific; RNA polymerase II transcription regulatory region sequence-specific DNA binding
Source: RefSeq, a predicted model, not a curated record